Molecule: messenger RNA, 1644 nt
Organism: Marasmius oreades (fairy-ring Marasmius)
Lineage: Eukaryota; Fungi; Basidiomycota; Agaricomycetes; Agaricales; Marasmiaceae
Exons: 11
Coding region: 1-1644 (547 amino acids)
Source: RefSeq, a predicted model, not a curated record
AUGCAUCUCUCUCUUUUACUAGCUCUUGCUUCUGGGGUAACCGCUACUGCUCCUACUGUCAGUCUAGGUGGAACGACCUUGGUAGGAAGGGAUGUCUCUUUGCUGAAACAAGAUUUCUUUGGCGGUAUACCGUACGCGGAGCCUCCGUUAGGACAACUUCGUCUGAAGCCACCCGUGUUGAAGACUCGACUCAGCGGCGCGACCUUCAAUGCCAGUAACUUCAGCCGGUUUUGUUUGCAGCCGGGGUCCUCUCCCACGGAAAUGUCAGAGGAUUGCUUAACGAUCAAUGUAUUCCGCCCUUCAGGCAUUUCAGAAAACGCGAAACUUCCCGUAUUUUUCUGGACGUACGGUGGUGGAUUCCAAGACGGCGCAGCAAAUAUUUACAACGCUAGUGCAAUUGUUGCGCAAAGUGUCGCUCGGCAAACUCCUCUCAUAUUCGUAAGCUUCAACUACCGGCUCGGUCCCUUAGGUUUUCCCCAGGGUGCAGAAGCAAGUCGCGAGUACGCUCUCAAUCUCGCGCUAAAAGAUCAACUCACUGCACUAGAAUGGGUACAAGCGAACAUUGAAUAUUUCGGAGGAGAUAGGUCUAAGGUGACGGUAUUCGGAGAAAGUGCAGGGGCAAUCAUGACAGCAGUUCAACUCUUGAAUCCUGACUUCUCAAACGUGGCAAGAGCAGCUAUCUUUGAAUCAGGUUCUGCCGCAACACCUGUUGAACAUACUGCGGAAGCUCGUGAGGUCGACUGGGCAAACUUUGUAGGUGGGGUACCGGAAUGUGCUUCCCUCGCAAAUACGAGUCACACUUUCGAUUGCUUGAGGACUGCGAAUACGUCGUCCAUCUUGAACGGUGUGAUCACAGCGAUCUCCAAAGCCCCCGAGCUGUUUGGGUUUGAUCCCACUCUCGACGGACCUGGUGGAUUCAUACCCGAUCGGCCCUCACGACUUUUCAAGGCGGGACGAUUUGCACGAAUUCCGUUUAUCACCGGGACCAAUCUAGACGAGGGUACUGCUUUCACACCCAGAGACCCAGAUAUGAUUUACAACGACGAUACUCUGCGAGAAUUCUUCCUUGCGAAUCUUACCCCAUCCGAUGUCAGCGCGCAAACCCUCGACAGUGCAAUCGACCGGAUGCUCGAGCUCUACCCUGAUGUUCCGGCAUUGGGGUCGCCUUUUAACACCGGCAAUGAGACAUUUGGUCUGCCUCAAGGUUAUAAGCGAUUCGCUGCUAUCAACGGAGACGUGAGCUUCCAGUCGCAACGGCGUCUGUGGCAGCAAACUGCCGCACAGGCUGGAGUAAAAACUUAUGGGUAUUUAUUCACCCAACCACAACCUGCAGGUAACCCGUCGCUCGGAGUUUCACAUGGUUCUGAAGUCCUCUUCGUCUUCGGGGGCGUAACAAACCCUGCUGACGUACCAUUGAGUCGCACUAUGAUUGAUUAUUGGGUUUCAUUCGUGACUAGCCUGGACCCGAAUGAUGGAAAAGGCCUACCACGACCUUCAUGGGCACAGUACACCCCUCAGAAUGAGGUUCUUUUGCAGUUGAAUGGUCAAAAUACGACGCUCAUUCCUGACAACUUCCGGGAAGAACAGAUUGGCUUUAUCAACGAGAAUCCUAUAACUUUCCUACAUAAAAAACGUUUUCUGUGA